This is a messenger RNA of Punctularia strigosozonata HHB-11173 SS5, 1212 nucleotides long. RefSeq lists its product as uncharacterized. The record is from RefSeq and is a predicted model, not a curated record. The coding region runs from base 1 to 1212 and encodes 403 amino acids. The transcript has 5 exons. Lineage: Eukaryota; Fungi; Basidiomycota; Agaricomycetes; Corticiales; Punctulariaceae.
AUGCCUCCGGCGUCGAGGGUCUCCAAUCCGGCCAUCGCCUUCCCGUCCAUCUCGUUGAAGGACAAAGACCAUGGCGCCACAUCACUGUCUCGCUCAGAUGUCGAAGAAGCUCGCGCUGGGCGCAAGCCAUCCCUUCUCCGCUCUCUUUCUCGCAAAUACAACAUUUCCAGUUCUUCCCUCUCUCGACAAAAAUCCGUCGAAUCGGUCUCCUCCAUAGACGGCGACGAUACUGUUGCUGGCAGUACUAGACACUCCACCUCGCCUCUUGAAUCUACACUCUCUUCAGGACCUUUCUCCCUUUCUUCUCUGUCUAUCUCGGAAAAAUCAAUCACCAGAAGGCAGGAACGCACCAACUCCGACAUAUCGAUCAACGACAAUCCACCGGUCCCUCGCAGUCUCGGGUUGGUGUCUGCUGCCGCAAAGGAGCUAGCUCAGCUCGUCCAGGGUCAAACUCCAGAGAAGCGUAUCCGCGUGAACUCGCCAACUGGUGGAGUAGAUGCUCCUCGUAUUCGACAGCGCCUCGACUCCCUCGUCGAACCCAUGGAAGACUCCGCAUUUUUCAAUGGCAAGGAUGUCGAACCUGUGAUCGAGGCAGCUAAACGCGCUAUGAGGGCCCGUCUCCCCAAGGCGCAACCUACGCCAGCGUCAUCAGGUACCGCUCGUGUUAGCGAUGCGGACGCCUCAUCUUCGGCUUUCGCGGCUAUCCAGAAGCAACGCUAUUCCCUCGAACUCAUACUAUUUGAGAACCGAAUCGAGGAGCUUUGGGAUCAGCCCCUCGAUGAAAUCGCGUUCUUUAACGGCUGCCUCGCGCUUCGAGAUCUUGAUAGCCGUCCUGCUGCAGAUCUGCCUGUGCCUCGGAUUCUCGACAUUUCUAUCGAUUGCGCCGACAAUGAAGAACAGCGCGUCGAGCGCGUCGAUGCCGAGGAUAAUAUCGAACUCGAAGGAGGGAUUGCCAUGGAGCGGUGCUGGCACUACAGCGACGGCGUUGGUAGCGUAGGAAAUCGCGGAUGGUUCUCGCUAUUCUGGGUACCCCUCCCCAUGAGCGUAUUCCACCACGGGGACUAUAUCGACGAGUUCACCAUCACCGCCGCAGUCCGAGUCGGCUUCGAUGAGCAGGAGACGGAAGAGCCCAUAACAUUUGCGGCAUCGGAGUCCACUACGAUCAGUAACCUGCGCUGGGCUGAUUACGCCGGAAAAUCCAGCUCGGUGUGA